Molecule: messenger RNA, 4922 nt
Organism: Exaiptasia diaphana
Lineage: Eukaryota; Metazoa; Cnidaria; Anthozoa; Actiniaria; Aiptasiidae
Product: eukaryotic translation initiation factor 4E transporter
Exons: 13
Coding region: 150-3404 (1084 amino acids)
Biological process (GO): negative regulation of translation
Cellular component (GO): nucleus; cytoplasm
Molecular function (GO): mRNA binding
Source: RefSeq, a predicted model, not a curated record
ACAUGGCUGCUUGAUGCAGUUAAACUGAGUGCAGAGAAACUCAGUAUUACACGCGUACAACCCAUUCCACUGCUCAAGUAACAAGGCAAAUAACAACUAAGUUAUCAAUUCAAAAGGCUCCUUGAAUUUUCCACCUCGUAAGAGGCAAAAUGGAUCUAGAGGAGCCUUUAGAAAAGGUUGAUGCAUUUACACGAGGGCCAAAAGAGUGCAAGACAGUUAGCGGGGUCAGGAAACCAGGAGAGGCUGAAAAUGAGGAAGAUUCACCAGGAGACGAUGAAAUGACAAAUUGCAAAGAAGAGAUAAAGAAGACACGUGUUAUAUACACUAGGGAUGUUUUGAACGAAUUGAGGKACAGUCCCGCUUCGAAACUAUGGCCAGCAUUUGCUGAGGAAGAUUGUGUCAGAAAUGGUAUUUGGGACCCAGAAGUAUGGCACCAUACACCAGCUAGUGCAAAGAGAUGUGCCUCACCAGUAGAGGACUUCAAGCGUCAGAUACAGAUUGAAGAUGGUAUUGUGCUGAGCCCACAGCGUCAGAGUUUUGGUCAAGGAUGCCAUGUUCAUCAGAGUGCACCAGAACGAGGAUUACAACAAGAAAGAACAAAAAGCAUGAUAAGUAGGACAAUUGAGAGAGAUACUAGAGAAGGCAGAAACAGAUUGACUGGCCGAGUGGGACGAGGAUCGAGAUCCCUGGAUUAUAGAUCAAACAUGCGCGAUAGAAACAGGAAUGGAGAUAGACAGGCGAGUCCUUGGGAAAGAAAUGACAAAGAACAGAAGAGAGGCAGGGAUGAUGACAGUUACAACUAUAAGCGAGGACGAAGACGCCAUGAUGAAGAUGAGGAUCCAGAAUGGAUGACCUUUGGGCCAACAAGUAUCUCAGAAACCAUAGAGCUGAGAGGGUUUAACAAGGAGAGCAUUUCAAGGCAAAGAGGAAAGACAGGCUCUUUAACCAGUAGUGAUGGGAUACCUUCACCCAUUACCAUAAAGGAUAAAAACCAGAAGAACCAACAAGACCAAGAAGAGCAAAUAACUCCAAGUGCUGACAACAAAGACAAACAAGAUGAUGAUGACGAUGAUGAUGCUGAUUUUGACAUCAAUCAGUUCUUUACAUCUGAUUCCUUUUUACAGCUUGGUGAUGAGCCGGAACAAAGUGCCAGCAAUGAAAGCAGAUUCCGUCAGUUUUUUGGUAUUGGAGGAAAGCAAGGAAGUCAAAAUGGCAGCAGAAGAUCGUCAGGUGCAGAAGAACUCCUUGAAUAUUCAGGUGUGUCAAGUCCUAGUACGCCUCACACCCCAUCUCCCAGCCAGAAGUUCAUGUUUACACCUAUUAAACCAAUUGAAGCCAACACUAAACCUGAAAGUCUGUCAGAAAUGCUUGAGAAGACAAAACUGGAUGUGAAACCAAUGUUAGACACAGUCUUGUCAUCAGCUAAAAGAGAUGAGAUGAGAAUCAAAGGUCUGAAGAGACUAGAAGAGAUUGAACCAGAUUCAAAUAGAGAGCAGUCURUGACAGCAACCACUGAAAAGGCAAGCGAUGAAAAUAAAGUAGGAGAUAUGACAGCCUUUAUCAGUCUGAUUGAAAAAAUGAAGACUUCUGGAAGCCUUCCUGAGAAACCUCAACCAGUGAUACCAGGUCUACCAAGUCAUCUCCUACCCAGACCCCCAUCACCAAAGACAAAGACACCCCGCCGUAGCCCAUCUCCACUGAAAGAUCUUGACAGAUCCACAUCACCUGUGGAAUUCUUACACCAUAUUAUACAGAAACAACAAAGUCCUUCACCACCACAGGUUGUACCUCAGAUGAACAGAUCUUACUCUCCUCUGGAAACACCGCUUUACAAGUCUGUAGAAAAACUACGAAGAUCUCCAUCGCCAAUACAAUCAAUGUACCAACAGAAACCAUUCUCGCCACUCUUGACGCCAGAUGCAUUUAUGAGCCCAUCUYCUGGCCACCCUCCUUACAUUCACAACAGAACGAACCACAUGAUGUACCAAGUUCCAGAUAAACCCAGAUUUGAGUUGCCCAAUGAGACACCCAAGCCUGUUUACCAAAACCAGAAACAAACUCCAAGAUCUGCACCUAUUACUAAACCUAAAGUGACACCUAAGACGCAGUCAGCUGCAUUGAAAGAUCUUGGUUUCAUGCCUACUUCUGUGCUACAGAAAAUCAAAAAAGAUCAGAUGACGCCGAAGUCUAAAGCUGAUGGAGAAAAUGGACCAAAAGAAUCUUCAAAUAUCAGUUUCGAGAGCAUGAAGAUGAACGGUCCAGUUAUUGAACAAAUAGGGAGGCACACUGUUCCAGCAGGCUUCACUUCACCUGACUCAAAACGRGGAAUGGCGCUUUCAAAAGAUGAUCAAUUGUUGCUAAAACCAACAGCAUUCAAGCCUUACCAGGGGACAUCACCACAUUCAGUGUCGCCUCACAGAUCAGGCAUCCAUUCUGAGCCUCAGUCCCCUCAAGUUCGCCCAGCAGAAGGCAGAAAAGAUCCACUUCCAAGCUCAGCACCUGUAACUCCACAACGACACCCUCAAACAGACCGUCARUUGUUGGUUAAUCUAGAGGCACGAGUAAGAGAAGCGGCCAAUGAAAAACCGAUUAAACUUAUCAAGACUUCUGAGGGURYACUGCCUGGAAGGCCGCCAAACAURGUUGACAAACYUCCAAGUAGCUACAAUAAAAACWCACAUUUUGGCAAUGAAAUGAUGAUGAGUCAUAGCAAACGAGACUUUGAGCAAACAAUGCCAUUGUCACACAGUAUACACCAUCAACAACAGCAACAGCAACAACAACAACAACAGAUGCGAAGAGAAAACGUACAAUAUUUAGCCAACAUGGGCAGACCAAGACAAACACCAUUAGCCAUGAUGGGGGGACAUUCUCAAUCAAUCCUUGGAACGCCGGGAAUGCCUCGUACCCCCUUCCCUGUACCCAACAUGCAUCAUGGCAAGCCACACUUUCAUCAUCCAGGAAUGCUCUCCUCGCAAUCAUUACAACCUGGGAACUUUAGAAUGAUGCCACCCACACGAACGCCAUCUGGGUUGCCUUUGCAAUCGCCAACUUCACUUAUGCAAAUGAUGCCGCAACGUCACCCCAUGAUGUAUCGACAUGGACACACCCCUUUACAUGGACAUCCUGGAUAUCCUCAAAUGAUGACCUCUCAUGGGAAUUUCCCAAUGCAAAGACCACACCCGGGCUUUGUUCACCAGCAAGCAAAAGUUCCCAAUAUGCCAUCACCUGAUAACAGCGCCAGRCAGUCUCCCAGCAACGACAACGCUUUAUCCAAGUGGUUCAGCGAUGAUGUUUUAAGGGGCAUCCAGUCCACCACGCCCAAGAUUCCAACAGAGAUUGGCAGCAAAAAAAUCAUGUCCGUUGAAGACUUAGAAAGACAACAAGCCUUGUGCACAUCGUAAUCUUGUAGAAAGACCAUGUAAAUAGAGUUGUUCGUUCCUCGUGUCGUACUUUUCCUGUUCUUUGGUAUCGCUUUAUUGUUACAUAUGGUUGUGGACGCACUUUUCAAUGAUAAGUCAAAGUGAAAACAUUGCGCCCACGAUCAAUUGUGUUAGCAGUGACGCGAGUACCUUAUGUGUUGGAUUUCUUGUACGUUCCCCUGUACUCGAUGUAUGUUGUAUAUAAGAGACAAACGUGUCUAUUCAUUGAUUUAAAAGUUCGACGAGAAUAUGUAAAAAGAACAAAAAAUGUACAAAAAGAAUUCAUGUAUGUGUGAAAUGAAAUGUGUAAUUGUAACAGGCACUCAAUCCGUAGAAUACAAUUAAGACUAAUAACUCGUGCAGUGCUUGAAACUAGUCAAUAGUAGAGUGAAAUCAAAAAACCGUGAAAUAGAUAUGACAUUAAUACACCUUAGUACGCUCUAAAUUCAUUGUUUUCUUUUGUGUUUAUUUGACUAUCACAUUUUUUAGUCCAUUUUUGUUUCACGGGUUUGAUGACUUCACUUGAGUUCUGCUUCCAAAGGAUUUCAUUUCGUGACUGAUAUCCCAACGAUGUUGAUUUCGUGAUCGGCGGCACUUCUGAUGUUAGCGGUGCAUUUUAAAGUUCUAACUCUUUGACAUCUUUGACUGAAUAUCUUGUACAAUCGGUUUGUGCGAGUGCAGUAAACCCGUGAAACAAUGUCAGUCUAACCGUCAAAAUAAAAUAGUCAAAUGAACACAAAAGAAAUCCUUAGAUGACAGGUAUGACUACUAUGGUGCAGAAUAAACCCGUGAAAUAUAAUUAAUCUUGAACGUUUUUAAUCUUUCGUGGGGACAACUUUAUUCCACUUAAGUUAGACAUCGUUUCACGGGCUUGUUAACCUUACAUUGGCCUAGAGUAGUUUUCAUAAACCUAAAAAACAGGUGUAAUAGUCAAAGUGCAAUAAUAGAGUAAAGUCAAAAAUCCCUUGAAAUGGAUAUUACACUAAAACACCUUAGUACGCUCCAAUUGAUUUGUUUUCUUUUUGAAUUGUGUCCAUUUGACUACCACACUUAAAAUAGACAAAUUGUGGUUUAAACGACUUCAUUUUAAAGAAAGACAUCAAAAUGAGUAGAACGAUAUAAGUGUAUUUCAUGGGUUUAUGAAAAACACUCUUAAAUCUAAUAUUUAUUUCACGGUUUUGGGCAUCAGUCUAUUUGACAAGAAGAGUUAUCAACCCUACUUAUUAACAGUUAAAAGUCAUUGUCAUAAACCUGCAAAAUACUCUUCAUUUAUUAUGAACCUUUUACACUGUAACUCAAUUAUUUUGAGCGAAUCAGAGCACUGCACUGUGUAAUCGAACAGUCUUGUUCGACGAGGCCAUGAAAACCAAUUGAUAAGCCCUAUCUAUACCGUAUUCGUAUUCACAUUUGCAUGUCUGCAAGUGUCCGUAAUUCAUUGUUCCUUGUCCAAAAUGAGAAGUAAAUUUGUCAUAAUUUAUUAAAAUAUUGAAUGGUGUUAAA